UCAAACGGACUAACGGAACUAAUCUUAUUCAUUUAAAAUGAUAUUACGAAAAACAACAUCGAUAAAUACAUUUCUAUAGAAUCUAUGUACCAUGUGCUUUUAGUUUUCAUUUUGCCAAGUAUUUUUUACACGAAUAAAUUGUAUAAAACAAGCGUUGAUGUUAUGUGAAUUAAUUUAGUAUAAUAACGUUGCUAAAGUCUAAUCAUGCCACCAAAAAAAAGUCAAAAUACUUCAAAGGCGAAUAAAUCUAAAAAUGCGGAAGGCGCUAGUGGAAAAGAAGAAAAAAAAGGAGGAAAUGCUGUGAAAGUUAGACACAUAUUAUGUGAAAAACAAUCAAAAAUUUUGGAAGCUAUGGAGAAGUUAAAAGCUGGACAAAAGUUCAAUGAAAUUGCUGCUACGUAUAGCGAGGACAAAGCACGAUCUGGGGGCGAUCUUGGAUGGAUGACAAGAGGUUCGAUGGUUGGUCCAUUUCAAGAUGCUGCAUUUGCGUUACCUGUUUCUUCGCUUAGUUCUCCAAUUUAUACAGACCCACCGGUUAAAACAAAAUUUGGUUACCAUAUUAUAAUGGUGGAAGGUAAAAAGUAAAUAGUUUAUCAUUUUAUAAUUAUAUAAUAUCAAUAAUGCUGGAGAAUUGAGAAUAAUUUCUAUAUAAAAAGCAUGUUCGUGUUUAUAAACUAUGCUUCAUGCUAUGCCAAGCUUAU
Messenger RNA from Colletes gigas, 701 nucleotides. Its product is annotated as peptidyl-prolyl cis-trans isomerase NIMA-interacting 4. The record is from RefSeq and is a predicted model, not a curated record. Gene Ontology annotation, molecular function: DNA binding; peptidyl-prolyl cis-trans isomerase activity. Gene Ontology annotation, biological process: rRNA processing. Lineage: Eukaryota; Metazoa; Arthropoda; Insecta; Hymenoptera; Colletidae. Bases 205 to 585 code for a protein of 126 amino acids. The transcript is spliced from 3 exons.